CGAGGAGCUUGGCGGGCAAACACUGCGAUACCCGUUCCUUAUCAGCGGAGACUCGCCUUAACUUAUCCAGCUGUUUCUAUUGUUCACCACACUCACAGCGGCGACGGACGGGAUGAAAUUCCGACAACUCAUGUGGGCGGCGUGGGCGUGGUGGGUGUUUCUGACGGCAUGUGCGUGGGCGGAGAGCGGUGUGGAUGAGGGUGUUGAGUGUCCCUGCGGUCUGGAGCCAGCCUACGAUAAUGUCCCUGGCGGCGGCGAGGGUAAUCUCUUAUGGAACUGUCGUGACCUGCUGCUGCCUGAGGUGCCCACCGCGUGCUGGGCCAUCCACUCCAACGUGACGCAGGUGGACCUCUUCAACAACCACAUCACCACCAUUCGUAAAGGUGAUUUUGACGCGCUCUGGAACCUACACUACAUCAACACCUUCAUGGGCCACCUCAGCACGGUGGAGGAAGGCUCGCUGCGGGGACUCACACAUCUCCAACACCUGGAUCUCGGCUACAGUUUCUUGAAGGAGGUUCCUGAAGAAGUGAGCUACCUUACUCAGCUGCAGGUGUUGGCACUCGAGUACAAUUAUAUCACAGAGGUGCCCGUGGAGGUGAUCAAACCGCUUGUCAAUCUCCAAUGGCUCAGCCUUGUCCGUAAUCAUGUCCAGGCAAUACCAGAGCUGGAUUUCCUUCCUCACCUUACUUGGCUAGACCUGGAGGCCAACGAGCUGACUGCCCUGCCGGCGACGCUAUUCGGAGACCUGCUGUUCCCCUGCAAGCUCUGGAUCAACGACAACCCGCUCAGUGAUGUGGCCGCCAGGACGCUGCUUCCCCUGCCUGGCGGAAGCGAGAUCCGAACCAACGCCUCGGUGGCCAUCUGGGCGCGAGACGACGGGGAGAACUCACAGCUUCUGGCGAGAGAGUGGCACGUGUACGACAAGGAACUGAACGAGCUGGACCUGAACACCAUGAUCCACAGGUGUGACCAGGAGCCGCACGACCCAGACGACACACACCCAUGCCACAUGUGAGGGAUGCGUGGACCUCCGAGCCUCGCCGAGCGCCAACACCAAGAUGAAAGGUUCACUCACGACGAUGCUCAUUUCAUAUAUACAUGCCUUACCUGUCCUUAACACUCUUUCUCCUGUGGUCACCCUUUUUGACAGAACGCUGUAUAAGAAUGUUUUGUAGGGACACUAAACCAAGAGAGAGAGAGAGAGAGAGAGAGAGAGAGAGAGAGAGAGAGAGAGAGAGAGAGAGAGAGAGAGAGAGAGAGAGAGAGAGAGAGAGAGAUAAGAUGGGUGAUUUUUUCUUUCCUUAACUACGAAACUAUUUAAUAGAUUUUAUUACAGAUGGUGAUUACCAGAAAAACUGUGUAGCAGUGAUAGGACUGAAUUCAUGUUGGAUUUCAACUCAGUUACACAAAAGAAUGAGGAACAAACCAUUUACUGCAGUGCGUCUGUUCAUCAAUGUUUCAAGAAUCAAUUACACUGUGAGGGAAGACAACGCUGAAAGGUUUUGGUGUUUCAAUUCUUCCAUUCUUCUCUUCCUGAGUUUUCUUUUGUAUGUGAGUGUCUAAUAACGAUUCUAUGUAAUAAUUAACGAAGCUUAUGUAAUAAGAAUGGAAAUAAAGCGUUACAUGUAA
Molecule: messenger RNA, 1632 nt
Organism: Portunus trituberculatus (swimming crab)
Lineage: Eukaryota; Metazoa; Arthropoda; Malacostraca; Decapoda; Portunidae
Product: chondroadherin-like protein
Exons: 3
Coding region: 113-1018 (301 amino acids)
Molecular function (GO): protein binding
Source: RefSeq, a predicted model, not a curated record